This is a messenger RNA of Solanum stenotomum, 861 nucleotides long. Its product is annotated as glutaredoxin-C9-like. NCBI's taxonomy places the organism in Eukaryota, Viridiplantae, Streptophyta, Magnoliopsida, Solanales, Solanaceae. Bases 182 to 700 code for a protein of 172 amino acids. The transcript has 2 exons. The record is from RefSeq and is a predicted model, not a curated record.
GGCAUGAAAUAUGCCCAAUAAAUUAAUUGUAUUGGAAACGUACCAAAUAGUAAACUUGACGUUUGUUCUCACGUCAUAGCCGUUGACGUUAGGGUACUCUACACCAUUUCCAUCAUCAAUUAUAUAUACAUCACUUCCCUCUCCAUUUUUUCUUCCCUUUCUACCCCCCUCAAUCACCACCAUGCAACAAACUUUACCAUAUAGAAAUUGGUUUCCCUCCACCACCGCUACCACCACGACGAUCAGUGGUAGUUCAUCCGCCACCACUAGUGGUGGUUCCACCAAUUUUGAGUCACAUUCAGGUGAGAAAAACGAGAUGAACUAUGUUGGUGACAUGAGAUCACGAUACAAAAAUUCCUUCAUUACUAUGAGUGUAGCGAAAUCCAUCUCGGAAAACGCGAUAAUCGUUGUAGCGUUACGUGGGUGUUGCAUGUGCCAUGUUGUGAAGAAUUUGCUUCUAGGGUUAGGUGUUAACCCUACGAUUUUCGAAGUGAACAAUGAAGAUGAAGAUGAUGUGAAGAAGGAGUUGUCGAUAAUCGUGGGUGGCGGUGGUACGGGUGGUGGUGGUGGAACAACGACGGCGUUUCCGGCGGUUUUUGUUGGUGGAAAUUUGUUCGGAGGACUAGAAAGAGUGAUAUCCACACAUAUUUCUGGUGAAUUAGUGCCAAUACUAAAAGAUGUUGGGGCUUUAUGGCUUUAAAUAAUUUUUACCUACCUAGUCAAUUAUUAUUCUCUUUUGUUAGGUAAAAAAAAAAUCAUUCAAAAAAAAGAAUAUAUCAGUCAUUCAUUCAUUCUCGAUUUUCGUGCCAAUCAAUAAAUCUUGAAUCUAGUUAAUUUGUUAACAGUGAGAAUUGAAUUCAC